AUGAAGAUCCAGGGACGUACUUUCAUUGUCACAGGCGGGGCCUCCGGCCUUGGUCGCGGUUGCGUGGAUAUGAUCAUCCUUCAAGGGGGCAACGCUGCGGUCAUCGACACCAACAGCAAUCUCGGCACCGCAGCGACUACGGAACUCGGACCUUCGAUGAAGUUUCUGCAUUGCGAUAUCACCAUUACGCAGAGUGUUGCCGAUGCCAUCAAGGCCACUCUAGACUGGGCACAAGAAGCCGGCAAACCCGUCGGCGGUAUCAUCACUGCUGCUGGAACUGGCUCUCCGUGCAUGCUACUGGAUGCAGAGCGCGUCCCUUGCUCUUACGCGCACAUGGAGACCGUCCUAAACGUCAAUUUGCGGGGUACCCUGGAUCCCAUCCGCCAGCUUCUGCCUCACUUAGCCACUGUGUCCCCAGAGGGACCGGACGGAGAGCGCGGCGUUGUGAUCAUGGUGGCCAGCUCCGCAGCUUUCGAGGGACAAUCUGGUCUGGUCGUCUAUUCGGGUAGUAAAGGGGCAGUGGUAUCAAUGACGCUGCCCAUGGCACGGGAUCUUGGCCAACACGGCAUUCGUGUAGUUACAAUUGCGCCAGGCUUGUUCGAGACGGGGAUGACGGCGUCCAUGCGACCACAGGACCGCGAGAUGCUGACCGGGGCUAUGGAGUUUCCUCGGCGACCAGGAAAGCCGGAAGAAUUCGCUAGGCUUGUGAAAGAGGUGAUAGGAAAUACCAUGUUAAAUGGUGAGGUGAUCCGACUUGAUGGCGGAGCUAGGUUGCCGAAGGUUUUCUAG
Molecule: messenger RNA, 789 nt
Organism: Colletotrichum gloeosporioides
Lineage: Eukaryota; Fungi; Ascomycota; Sordariomycetes; Glomerellales; Glomerellaceae
Product: 3-hydroxyacyl-CoA dehydrogenase type-2
Exons: 3
Coding region: 1-789 (262 amino acids)
Molecular function (GO): oxidoreductase activity
Source: RefSeq, a predicted model, not a curated record